This is a messenger RNA of Leguminivora glycinivorella, 1303 nucleotides long. RefSeq lists its product as uncharacterized. The coding region runs from base 119 to 1303 and encodes 394 amino acids. NCBI's taxonomy places the organism in Eukaryota, Metazoa, Arthropoda, Insecta, Lepidoptera, Tortricidae. Gene Ontology annotation, molecular function: nucleic acid binding; RNA-DNA hybrid ribonuclease activity. The record is from RefSeq and is a predicted model, not a curated record. The transcript is spliced from 2 exons.
UGCUAUCAUCCGGAGUCAUUUUGAUUACGGCUCAUUCCUAUUAGAACCUUGUAACAAGGCUGCCCUUUCCCUACUUGUUAAGAUUCAAUCGAGAUGUCUUCGUAUCAUUUGUGGAGCCAUGCGUUCCUCUCCCUCUAAUGCUCUUCAAGUUGAAUGCCUUGAACCCCCAUUAAGCCUUCGGCGGCAGUUUUUAUCAGACCGGUUUUUUUUCAGAGCUGCUCAGCUAUCAACUCACCCUCUUUUGGUUCAUCUUAACAAUCUGAUUAACAUUAUCCCAACCUCUGACUAUUGGACUCAUAAAGAUCUUCCCUGCCUGGUUAAAAGUUUCCAGAAAUUACUUGAUUCCACUCCUAUGUGGACUUCUCCAGGUAAUCCGGUCUUUCUACUUGAUUAUGAUUCCCUAGUAUUUCGUCCAAAUAUUAUAUUUUCCUUGGGCAUCAACAAGAAUUGUCCUAAUGCUAAUAAUAUCUUCUUAAAACUUUUAGACGAAAAAUGGCAUGAUUAUCUUCCAGUCUAUACAGAUGCUUCGAAACUUUCGCGGAAUGGUCCUGUUGGAUCUGCUGUUUGGAUCCCUCGCUAUAAAUUAAUCUUAAGCUUCAAAAUUCCUUCUCCCUCAUCGGUGUUUACAGGAGAAGCUGUAGCAAUUUAUGAAGCAGUCUCAUUCAUCCUAUCCCAUAAAAUCCCAAAGGCUCUAAUACUUUCAGACUCCCUCAGCUGUCUUCAAGACUUACAUAAAUUCCCUCUCCGAUCAAAGGAUAACCUCACUAUCACCCUCAGGACUAGACAGUCCCUUCAUCAAUGCUCUCUUCUUGGUUUGGAAGUCACUAUUGCUUGGAUUCCUAGUCACAGUGCAAUAGAUGGCAAUGAACAGGCUGAUGCUUGUGCUAAACAAGCUAUAGACAUUGGUUGCCCCUCUUCUCACCCCACUUGCUAUAUGCAGGACCUUCGUAAUACUGCUAAAACAGACCUCAACAGACUCUGGAAUGAGGAGUGGAAGAUUACUAGUCAAUCCUCUGGAAGUCGAUAUCAUAGUAUUCAACCCAAUAUUCUUGUUAGACCAUGGUUCUUUAGAUUUCAUAAAUUCUCCAAAGUCAUUACAUCUUCUAUCAUUCGUCUUCGUUUGGGCCACAACUCUUGCCCUGCUUGGCUGGCUAAAAUCCAUAUACUGGAUCACUCUAUAUGUGAGUGUGGUCUUGAAGAGGGAACUAUUGAUCACAUAUUUUUCAACUGCCCUAAUAUUCAAUUAUUCAUGCCAGUUUAUACGAUUUUCUUCCUGACUAUAUUCAAAGACCGGUCAAUAUGA